This is a messenger RNA of Episyrphus balteatus (marmalade hoverfly), 647 nucleotides long. RefSeq names its product general odorant-binding protein 99a (gene Obp44a). NCBI's taxonomy places the organism in Eukaryota, Metazoa, Arthropoda, Insecta, Diptera, Syrphidae. Gene Ontology annotation, molecular function: odorant binding. Gene Ontology annotation, biological process: sensory perception of smell. The transcript has 2 exons. The record is from RefSeq and is a predicted model, not a curated record. The coding region runs from base 105 to 533 and encodes 142 amino acids.
ACUAUAAAAGCCCCUAUCACAGUAUUCUGGAUUAUCAGUCAGUUUUGAUAAGUCAACGCAAACACAAGCUUAAAACUACAAAAACUACAAUAGAAUCAGCAAAUAUGAAGUACCUCGCUGUUGGAAUCCUUUUUACAAUUUUCGCUUUUACAUCUGCCCAAGAGUACAAAGUUAAGACCCAAGCUGAUCUGGUUAACAUCCGGAAACAAUGUGUCGACUUGAAAAAAAUCACCCCCGAACAAGUUGAGAAGUACAAGAAAUUCGAAUUCACAGACGAUGAGAAGACACGCUGCUACAUUGAAUGCAUCUUUGAUAAAUUCGGUCUAUUCAAUGCUAAGGAUGGCUUCAAAGUUGACAAUUUAGUCAAACAACUAGGACAGAACCGCAACCAAACUGAAGUUAGAGCUGAGAUCCAAAAGUGUGUUGACAAGAACGAACAACGCAGCGAUUCGUGCUCAUGGGUGUUCCGUGGAUUCAAGUGCUUCAUUAGCAAGAACUUGCCAUUGGUGCAACAGAGCUUGAAAGCCAAUUAAGCGGCAAAAAUGUGUAGGAAAGAAUUCCCAAUUACAAAUUUAGUUGAAAACGGACUGGUUUAUAUAAAAAAAUUUUACUGCCUUUAAAUAAAUUUAAUUAUUGCUUCAAACAUA